AUUCUCAUUUGAGAUUCUCAGGCAGCUGGAUCCAGAUCUCUGUGCAAACAUUCAACAAUGCUUAAGAAAGAAGUCAAGCCGUACUGGAAUUUGUCAGUCAAAAUCUUAUAUGCGAAGUUCCAUCAGUCCUAUGACUACGUGUCUUCAUCUGACUGCUAUGUCAUCCUAAACUUACCCACGGCAUCGGCCCGUACAAAUCGCACCAAGACUAUCUCAAAUAGCGAGAAACCUGAAUGGAAUGAAACUUUCACAUUCAGGGUGCACAGCAACAUCAAGAACAUUCUGGAGAUCUUGAUCUAUGAUGAGGAUCCAUUAAUGAGGGACGACCAUUGUGCCACUAUCCUAUUUGACAUCAAUAACCUCACACCUGGGAAAAAGGAGACCAAAUGCUUUAUAAUAAAUGAUAAGACCAAGGAUGAACUGUGGGUAGAGUUUGAGAUCACUAAGAGCUCUGAAACACCAAGCCCAUAUUUCUCUAAUGGAGUUUUGGUGGCAGGUCCUUUUUGUGAACUGAAUGUGGAGAUAGACAAGCUUCUAAAGAAGACUGAAGCAAUGCAGAACAUGGUUUUAAAACUGAAAGGGGCCUACAAAGAGGAUUUUGUGAUCUCAAAUUCUGAGGAAAGCUCUAGCUUCCUGAAAACGUUACGUUACUACAUCAACCGAGACCUGGAAACUGAACUCAAUCUGACCUCUGAGAGUAUUCCAGAAAAUGUUGGGACAGUAGUAGUGGAUGCUGCUGUUUCAGACCCUGUAGACACUGGAUUGAUCUCUAUCCCUUUAAAACCAUUACCAUCCAAACAACAGAUUACGGUCUCUUUGCCUCUGGGAGAGAAUAAAGUUGAUCUGCAACUGAAAACGGAUGAUCGCUCCCAUGAAGAGAUGGAUGUGCGCCUGGAUUUUGAUAUCCCAGUGGAAGAAAAGAAUUUUCUGGUGAAGAGAAAAAAAGUUGUGUCAAAGGCUCUACAGAAAGCUCUGAAUCUCAGCUCUGCACCUGAGCCCAGCAAGGUCCCAUUGGUGGCUGUGGUGUGUUCUGGCGGUGGGACCAGAGCGAUGUGUGGCACAUUUGGAGGCCUAAGAGCUCUGCAGAAACUCCAGCUUCUUGAUACAGUCAGCUACAUCACAGGGAUUUCUGGCUCCACCUGGACUAUGGCUUCUCUUUAUGGUGAUGCUAACUGGUCAAACAAUGACCUAAAUGGGGUUAUGGAGUCUGUAAAGAAGGAGAUCUCUAAAAGUGUGUUCAGUAUAUUUUCCCUUGAGCAGCUGCGGCACUACAAAGAGAAGAUGGAAGAGAGAGAGAAAGAAGGACACCUAGUAUCUCUUGUCGAUAUGUGGGGUCUGGCUAUAGAAUACCUCAUCCAAGGGAAGAAACAAAUGGGAACACUAUCUGACCAGCAGAUGGCACUAUCAAAGGGCCAGAACCCUCUUCCCAUCUACACAGCUCUCAACAUGAAGAAUGGCAAGACAGGAUGUACCAUAGAGACUGAAUGGUGCGAGUUCACCCCAUAUGAGGUGGGAUUUACCAAGUAUGGUGUCUUCAUACCUGCACAGACAUUUGGGAGUGAAUAUUACCUCGGCCACAUUGUCAAGAAACUCCCAGAAUCUGGAAUUUACACUCUAUUGGGAAUAUGGAGCAGUGUUUUCUCCCUGAGUCUGACUCAGCUUUGGAGUGUUGUCACUGGAGUGAUCCCAUCCUGGGCCAGCAAGAUUGGGGAAGAAGUGAACCAGACGGACACAGAUGACAAACCAUCAACGUCAGACACACUUCAGGUCAGCCCUAUGUCUGAUUUGGCAAAAAAGCUGAGCAACUUUCUGACCUGCCGCCCCAUUAUCAGCCAAGUGUUCAACUUCCUUAGAGGCUUCCACCUGCACAGGAACUACAGUGAGAACUGUGACUUCACCACAUGGAAAGACACGCAUCCAGAUGCCUUCCCAAACUCCCUGACACCAGCAGACGCCACACUUGGCCUGGUGGAUACUGCUUUUGUCAUCAAGUCAGGAUUCCCUCCUGUGUUAUGCUGUAACAGACGUGCGGACGUCAUUCUGUCCCUGAACUACGCUUGGGACCCGGACCACUUCAAGGUUAUUAAGCAAACUCAGGAGUACUGCGCUGAACGCAAGAUUCCGUUUCCAAAGAUCGAUUAUAAGAAGUUGGAGUCCGAGCCGAUUAGGGAAGUUUAUGUGUUUGAGGAUAAAGAGAAUCCAGAUGUUCCCAUAGUGAUCCACUUUCCCUUGGUCAAUGUCUCAUUCAAGCAGUUCAAGUCUCCUGGAGUGAAGAGAGAGGGUAAGGCGGAGCUGGAGGAAGGAGAUUUUGAUAUUGACUUCACUAGUAUGUUCUGUCCAUUCGCCACUCACAACCUUACAUACCAACCUGAGGAUUUCCAGAAGCUGACCAACCUCACCACCUACAACAUUCUGAACAACACAGAUGUCAUUUUAAACACGCUGAACAAAGCACUGAAGAGAAACCUGGAGAGAAUUCCUCUCACAAAGGUGUCAAAAUUCUGAUUUGAUGUUGAGAAGUUAAAGCUGACAGCAGGAGCAACUGGAGAGUGAUUUUUGUCUAUAUUUUACUUCACCCAAAAAUGUCAUCGUUCAUCACCCUCAUAUUGUUCCAAAACUGUGCGAUUUCCUUUUUUUCUGUAGAUCAGUGUUAAUACAAUCUACUCUUAAAAACAAAAGACCAGGAACUGUCAAGCUCACUAAAUGACAUACAGCAUAAUACAAAAGUCCAUAACAGUAGUCCAAAUGAUGCCAUACUUGCCAUUUCCACGUGUUUUGAAGUCAUAAGAUAGCUUUGUCUGAAGGACAG
Messenger RNA from Sinocyclocheilus anshuiensis, 2809 nucleotides. Its product is annotated as cytosolic phospholipase A2 zeta-like. Gene Ontology annotation, biological process: glycerophospholipid catabolic process. The coding region runs from base 58 to 2505 and encodes 815 amino acids. Gene Ontology annotation, cellular component: cytosol. The transcript has 20 exons. Lineage: Eukaryota; Metazoa; Chordata; Actinopteri; Cypriniformes; Cyprinidae. The record is from RefSeq and is a predicted model, not a curated record. Gene Ontology annotation, molecular function: calcium ion binding; calcium-dependent phospholipid binding.